CGUGGUAUCGAGAACGCCAACAAGCUUCCGACGGUUGCCUCGAGGCGACCUUUAAUUUUGAACGGGAUCCACGAAUACCAGUAGUUGGAGGAAAAGUUCUUCACUCGUCAAACAAGCCAGCAUGGUCGCACUCUUGAUGUUCAUAAACGACGGGAGCAGCAACUCGUGCAGUCUCCGAGGUGCUCCAAUCGUAUUGGCUCGUGUUCAUGGUCUGUUUGCUGAUGAGAAGCAUACCGUUGUGGUAGUUGAACGUUCGAAACGUGAAUGAGUACUGCUUCAAAAGGUGCAAUUCUUUAUGGGGAACCUGUCACUGGAAAGGCUUCAACGAAAGCAGUUGCAAACAACAGCUGCAACAUUCAUCCGUGCAACUGGAUCUGGUUCUGAAACAAAGUGGAGAAGAUGCUCGUCUUAUACCAAAAAUCAUCCAAAUUGCAAAAAAUCAUGUUCCUGCGCAUGUCUUCAUUGAUGAAAUUGAUGCAAUCAACACCACUGGAACGACAAUUCAGAAAUCUGUAAUCUAUGAGACAGUAUUGGAAAGGAGAAGAGCAUCAGUGGCCAAGUGGCAAUUAUACGAUCAGCUCAUGGGAAAGAAAAGAGCUUUUUAGUU
Caenorhabditis elegans is the source of this 607-nucleotide messenger RNA. The record is from the annotation of a RefSeq genome assembly. Lineage: Eukaryota; Metazoa; Nematoda; Chromadorea; Rhabditida; Rhabditidae.